GUCAAUGAGAUUGCAAGUGCUUAUGCAUCUCUAGGGUAGUUUUUUUUUUUUUUGUUACAGCAUAACCAGUUGACUUUUGGAUAGCAAUUAAUUUUUUUUACUGCAUUAAAUGUGUAUAUCUUUAAUAACUACAUAACUUAUGCAACAGACUAUAUCUUUGUUGUAAUGGACACUUUUUUUUAAUCUUGUUUUUGAAACUGCAACUCCGUUGGCAUUCUAAAAUUAUCUUUACAAGCCUAUUUCUACUAUGUUAAAAUUCCUUUGGCAUCAACACUACAUUUAUCACCAGAAAGGAUUGUGGAACCAGUACUAACGGGAGUUGUAAAUUGUCUUUAACAGGGUUUGUGUUUUUAAUUUGCAAGAUAAAUUGGGGAUUUCUUUUAGCUAUUUUGGUUUUUAUAAACUACACGGUGUUUCCAAUGAGGGUCUUUUAUUUUUUUGCUGAACAACAUCAUAACAGCUGUAGGUAUUAUAAACAAUACAUAUUGGUAAACUAAACCUUUUAAUAUGUGGAAGGAAAAUCUAGACUCUGCACCAUACCUUCUGGUAAAAGUUGGUGAUUUAGUUGUGCUGUCAGACUGAAGCUACGGAGGGGUGUUGAAUGUGGUCAGUGGAUUACUGCAUGUUCCUGUCAAGGCUAAAAUGAAUCAUCUGUGAACACUUUAUUGUUUACCUUGGAGGAGCUCAUCACGACCUGAGUGUUUCAGUGUUUAGUGUGAAGUUGUCCACGGUGCCAUUUGGACUGCGUCUAUCGCCUCUGUCCCAACAGCUGCACCUAAUGUGUGAAAAUUAUCAUGCUCUCCGUUAGCACAAAUUAAUCCAUGAGUCUCAUUGUCAUAUAGAUUGACCUAAACCAGCAUUGUUGAAGCACCUCUACAUAGAUUUAUUGCUCAUCUGUGUGUUUUUUUCAAAAAGAAAAGGGAGUUUGUCAGCAUGUUUCACCUCACAGUGAAAAUCCCAUGUUGGUUCCACUCUGAGCAAAGGGUGCAAAGGGUAAGUGUGACGACUCACACACUCCACAGUUUAUGAACAGUAUGUAAGCAGAGAAUGUAAAGAUUCCUGUAUUGUUCUCUCCUCAGAGUUCAUAUUUGUUUUAAUAUGUGGAUGCUAGUGGAGCCUGGCCAAACAUGGUUGUCUCUGACUUGACCCGUCUAUCAACUCUGUUCCCUACCAGAUCGCGUCCAAGAUACCUGCACACUGUCCUCACCAUCUUCUAAAUCAGUUUAUUAAAAAUGUUGUAAGAUGAGACUUUUUCUCAUUUUUUAAGCUUUCUGUACUAGAAUUUCUUUUUAGGUUGCGAAGUAAACAUGGGAAUCGCUUUUUUUUGAGUCUGCAGACAGUUUUGAGAGAGAGAGGAGACAAGGAGGAGCAAGGCGUGUCUGUGCUUCAUGGUAUAAUGAUGGACUACCAUUAUUGGCAUGCUGGUAGAAGCUUGGGACCUAAACCGAAGAGUAAAUGAGCAAAAAUCCAAAAAUGCAAGUUCUGAGAAUGUGGAUUGUGAUCAUUUGUGUGAGCGGCACAAUUUAUUCAGAGGAAACCCAAGAAUUAUUGCAUGACCUGAAUGCAAUCCUGGAAAUAAACUCUGACGCACCUGAAAUAGAAAUGGCUGCCAGUCAUUCAUCAGGGACUGAUUCAGGGGAGAGGAUUUUGGAUCAGCAUAUCACUGGAACAGAAGUGCAGCCCCAACUGGAAUCAGAAAGAAAGACGGAUCAGAGGAAAGCUGAUCCUAAAAAGCUAGAGGUUGUCAGAGGAAGGAGAAGUGCUUGGGGCAGGAGAAGACACGCUGCUACAGUAGAGGCCGCUGCGUAUCGAAUAGCCGGAUUAAGGCAACCUCUGAAAGGCUGGAGACAGAGUGCUAAGGGAGAGAUGGAAACUAGCCUCCUUAUGGCGACACUGAAGGAACUUCAUGCGGAAAAGAAACGACUGAUGGAUAAUGGAAAAACACAAGAGGAAGAGGAGGAGGAAGGUGAGGAGGAGGACAGCGAAGAGGAAGACGAAGAAGAAGAAGAAGAAGAUGAUGAUGAUGAUGACGAUGAAGACGAUGAAGAAGAGGUUUCAUUUUAUUCAAAAUCCUGCUGUUGUAUGCAUCAUUAUCUAGUGUGCAGUAUGUAA
Molecule: messenger RNA, 2112 nt
Organism: Xiphophorus hellerii (green swordtail)
Lineage: Eukaryota; Metazoa; Chordata; Actinopteri; Cyprinodontiformes; Poeciliidae
Product: glutamic acid-rich protein-like
Exons: 4
Coding region: 1456-2112 (218 amino acids)
Source: RefSeq, a predicted model, not a curated record